AUGUCCCCUGCCACAGUAAACGAUACCGAGGACUUUAGGCCCCCAAGCCUCUCUGUUGUUGGAAUCGGUGUUCGCCUGCCAGGUGCCCGCGACAAAAAGGAAUACUUUGAGCUUCUGAAAGAAGGCCGCUGCGCCAUCGGCCAAGUUCCUGCUGACCGCUGGAAUGCCAAAGCCAUGACCCAGCUGGGCGGUGUUCCCGGCAAGGUCGUCACCGACCAGGGUGGUUUUGUCGACCCCCACACCGAAAUUGACUCGCUUGAAUUUGGUAUUUCCCCUGCAGAGUCCAAGAUGCUCGACCCCCAUCAGCUGAUGCUUGUCGAGGUCGUCUUCCAGGCCCUUGAAGAUUCAGGCAUCAACUACCGUGGUACCAACACGGGUGUUUACGUUACAGGUUCUCCGGAUGUGCAUAACGUCGGCAAAGACAUGUACAACAUGGGUCCGUACAGCGCCACAGGCGCUGCCUUUUCCAUGCAGGCCAACCGUUUGUCCUACUUGUUCGAUUUGCGCGGCCCCUCGGUCUACCUCGACACGGCCUGCUCUUCGAGUAUCACUUGCUUGCACCUUGCCCGUACUGCCAUUCUCCGCGGUGAUUGCGACAUGGCAGUUGUUGCCGCUGUCAACUUGAUCCUCACGCCGGAUGCCUCCCUGUCUUUCUCGACCCUCGGAACGCUCUCUGCCACGGGUAUUUGCCACACGUUUGACGCCAGCGCUGAUGGUUAUGUUCGUGGCGAGGGCUGCACGGUCAUUGUCUUGCAGCGUACCGAGGAGGCCAAGCGCCUCGGCAGCCACAUCUACACCGAAGUCACCGGCUCUGCCAUCAACGCCAACGGGAAAGGUAAGAGUAUCACACUUCCCGACGGUCCUCAGCAGAAGGCUGCUACCUACGCGGCCUACCGCGAAGCCAACCGCAAGCCCUGUGAGGCGGCCUAUGUCGAGUGCCACGGCACAGGCACGCCUGUCGGCGACCCCAUCGAAGCCAACGCCGUCGGCCAGGUCUUUACGCCUGGCCGCGCCGAGAACGAUUUGCUCCGCAUUGGUUCUGCCAAAACCAAUGUCGGCCAUCUCGAGCCCGCCGCCGGCCUUGUCGGUCUUAUCAAGGCGUGCUACACGCUCGACACUGGUCUCAUGCUUCCCCACCUGUUCUUCAAGGAUCCCAGCCCCCGCAUCCACUGGGACGAAUACAAGAUCAAGGUCCAAACCGAAGUCGAGCCGCUGCCCGAGAGCAAGCUGAGCAAGGACGGCAAAUUUAUCGUCUCUCUCAGUUCCUUUGGUUUCGGCGGUGCCAACUCGCACACGGUCAUGGAGCGCGAGCCUAACGUGUCUCUCCGUGAAACGAUCACGCCCCUCUCUUUUCGCGACCCGAUGCUCGUCGCCGUCGGUGCCUUGUCCAACCGCGCGGUCACCUCGCUGAGCACCUCGGUCCAGGAGAGCUGGGCCGACCUUCAAGAUCCACUGCAGGCCUCGUUCCUUGCACGCACCAUGACGGAGCGCGCGCGUGGCCAUCCCAACAUGACCUUUGCCGUCGGCUCCCUUGACGAGCCCCUCACCUUUGGCGAGACGACUGCCACCUCGAGCCCCGACUUCAACCCCAUCAAGGCGUUUGUCUUUUGUGGCCAAGGACCGCAGCACGAAAAUAUGGGCCGCCACCUCUACGCGCGCUUUGCUGCCUUCCGCAACUCUGUGAACACGAGCUUUGCGAUUGUCGAAAAGUUCCACUCAAGAAAGUUCCAAGACAAUGGCAUGUUUGACUCCGAGCGCGACGCGCAGGUGGAGAGCUGGACGGUCGAGCUGAUUGUCAUUUCCAUCACCAUUUUCCAGAUUGCGCUGUUUGACCUUUGGGUCUCGCUCGGCGUCGUGCCUGACGUCGUGAUGGGCCACUCUGUCGGUGAGAUUGCUGCGAUGUACGCCUCCGGCGCUUUUACGCACGAAAAGGCCAUCCGCACCGCUAUUGCACGCUCCAACGCCCUUGCUCUUCUCGACUCUAUCGACGGCUCCAUGGCCGCCCUCGGUGUUAGCCGCGAAGAGGGCGCACGCUUGAUUGACGAGGUCAUGCGCGAGCACAACACCACCACCGGUCUGUGGGUCUCUGCCUCUAACUCCACGUCUGCCGUCUCUGUUUCCGGCGCGACGCACCUGAUCGAAGAGUUGGUGAAGCGCUGCGAAGCCUCGGGCAUUUUCGCGCGCCAGCUGCGUGUCGGCGGUCCGUACCACUCCCCGAUGGUGAUGCCCUGCAAAGAGCCUUUUCUUUCUGAAGUCUACCCCCUGGUUGAUGCAGAAAAGAAUGUGCCCACGCGCCGCUUUAUCUCCACCGUCGAAGGGCGUAUGCUCGAGAAAGGCACCUCGCUCACUGCCGAGUACUGCUGGGACAAUGUCUCCUGUCCCGUGCUCUUCCGCGAGUCGAUCGAGGCGCUCAAUGCAUACCGCAAGGAAAAGGACCGCGGUCUUUUGAUCGUGGAGAUUGCGCCCCACGCCGUGCUGGGUUCCUACAUGGACGAGAUUUGCCGCGCCACCGGCGCAGAGCGCACCUCGAUUGUCUCGUCUGCGCGCCGCCCCAACUUCAAGAAGGGCGAGACGAAGGACACCCCGAGCGAAGUCUCGCAGUUCCUCACCGCCGUCGGCAGUGCGAUGCAGGCCGGCGAGCGCGGCAUUAUUGUGUACAAGCUGUACAACGACCAGUUUGUGGACCGCCCCAUGGGCAUCAAUGCCAUCGUCGAGAAGCUCCCCGAGUAUCCCUUCCAGCCGCUCAAGAACCCGCCGCACGAGACCACGUUCCCCGAGCACAUCCGCCAGCGCGACGCUGGUCCUCCCCUGUGCAGCGCUCUCUUCCGCAUCAAUGCCCAGACGCACAGCUGGACCAAGGGCCACAAGAUCCGCGGUACGAUUGUCUUCCCCGGUGCGGGCUACGCCGAAGCUGCGCUCGAGGCUGGCGCACGUACCAUUACCAACAUGCACAUCAACCGUGCGUUUGUCAUUGAGGAGGACACCUCGCCCAAGUACGCCCAGUUCAUCACUACCGGCAUCAACAACGGCUGGGAGUUCCGCAGCUCGGGCAAGAAUGCGGUGAACGACGCCGGGAUUAUUUUCGACCAGCUCCACGCCCACGGUCAAAUGUCGCCCGAGUACACCCCCAUCGGCCCGAACAGCAUCACCGAGGUCUUUGGCGAGGACUGGCUUAGCCACUUUGACAUUAUCAUGGACGGCCAGACCUUCUACGACCGCCUGAAGCCCAACGGCUCGCAGCACACUGCCGCCUUUGGUAUGAUCAACCAAGUGCGCGGCUCGACCACCCGCGAGGACGACUACCUUGCUUUUGUCGACGUCCUUCCCGACCUCUGGGACGGCCCCGAGGCCGACGGGAUGGUUUUCCACCCCGGUCUUCUCGACUCUGCCUUCCUCUGCACGUGGAUUCCUGCGCUGCCGUUUGACGGCACCAAGCUCGGUGUGGAUGCCUUUUUGCCGAACCUUCUCGACAUUCUUGCGCUGCGCGCCUCCCCCGAGGAGAUCCGUGCUGCGAAGCAGAUUGUCCUCUACGUCCAAACGCUCAUCAGCAACGACCAGAACAUCAAGCACAACAUUCUGAUGUUUGACCGCAACACGGGCAAGACGCUUGCCUUUUUGCGUGGCCUCGAGUGCACGCGUAUCAAGGACACGGCCAAGGAACGCGAGGCCUACACGGAGAGCUGGGAGCCGCGCUGCUUCGAGUCUACCACGCCUCUCGCCGACGCAUUCUCUCUUGAGGCGCCCCUCGCCGCCCAGUUUGCCGCAGACAUGGCGCAACAGGACGAGAGCGGCGUCGUUGCUGAGGCCACGCGCCGCGGCAAUGCAGCGGCUGUCUGUGCAGACGACCUCCAAGACGCCCUCUUUGACUUGCCGGGCGUCAGCGAGGAAGUGGCGCUUAGCUUUGUGGCCAUGGCCGAGCACCUGAUUACCUCUUCGCGCGAGCAAACGCCGCGCCGCGUUUACCGCGUCCUCGAGCUCUACGGCCGCCGCCGCAAGAUCUCCAUGCAGCCGCUGGUGGCAUGGGCGCAGAAGCGCGGCAUCUACAUCGACCUUGUGCGCUUGAAUGUCGCCUCGGCGCUCAAAGGCACUCCGGAGUUCUUUACCGGCCCCUACGACGUGCCCGAUGCCAUUGACGCCUUUAAGCGCACCAUCCCUGCGACGUUUGACCUUGCCUUUGUCACGGACUCUUUGCGCACCUCGGUCGAUGCGAUGGCGACCGUCGCUGCUGUCGACGCGCUCCUCAUCCCGGGCGGUUACGCCUUCUACGUCGAGGCGAACUCUGGCGGCCCGCUUGCGCGCCUCCUUUUCCGCACCCCGUCUCCCAACCCGUCCUCGCUGGGUCUCCAAGCGCUUGCCGACACGCCCUCCCUCCAGCUCUUUUCCACGCGCCGCGACAAUGCGGCGUGGCCCAACCUUGGUGUGAUUCCCACCAAGUCCGUUUUGGACAGCGGCCACUUCCGCCGCGCGGGCGAUGCGCUGGUCUACUACCACAAGCCCGACACUGAGUAUCUCGUCGUGCCUGCGAUCCGGGAGGCGUAUGGCGACUCGCCCAGGGGCAAUUUGUGGAUCCUUGCUGAUGAUACGACCGACGGCGCGCGCGCGAUUGGUCUUGCCGGCACGAUUACCAACGAGCUCGUAACGCUCCGCGCGAUGUUUGUUGGGUUCGAUCCUACGUACACGCGCGCCCAGCGCGACGGCCUCCUCGACCUCUUUAUCGAGCGCGACGCGGAGGGCUCGAUGGAAGUCUUUACGCUUGUCAGGAACGGGCGCCUCUACGGGCGCCGCUUGGUAAAGCAAACCACGAUACACCCCACCGAGAUGCAAGGACGCGACUGGGUGCUCGAGCUCGUCGAAGGCCAGCCUGCCUCGGUGCAGGCCAUUGCGCCGCACCUGCACACUCCUGUCCCUGUGGCUGAGCACGAUGUGCAGGUCCAGAGCGAUGCCGUGGCGCUCAACUUUAAAAACAUCCUUUCUGCCACGGGCCUUUUGCCCGCCACCGACCGCCUCUCGGAGUUUGCCGGUGUCGUGCGCGAGGUGGGCUCCGGCGUUACGCGUUUCAAGGUGGGCGACCGUGUGAUGGGCACGUCGGGCGGUGUGCGCGAAGGCACGGUUGCCACCGCGAGCGAGUACUCUCUUGCCAAGGUUCCCAGCAACAUGAGCAACCUCGAGGCGGCGGCGUACCCCAUUGCCUACGGCACGGUGUGGUACGGCCUGGUGCACCUUGCGCAAAUCCGCGCGGGUGAAAAGGUGCUUAUCCAUGCCGCUGCUGGUGGUGUGGGUCUCUGUGCGAUCCAGAUUGCGCAGCGCAAAGGCCUGGAAGUCUUCUGCACCGUCUCUUCCCAGGAGAAGCGCGACUAUCUCCACAAGCACCUCGGCGUCCCCUACGAGAACAUGGCCAACUCGCGUGUCAUUGCCGAGUGGCUCCAGAGCGGGCGCGACUGGCUUGCGAAGCGCGGGCGCACGGGCUUUGACGUGGUGCUCAACUCGCUCCAAGGCGCUGCACUCCAAGCCGGCAUUGACUCGCUCGACUACCUCGGCCGCUUUGUCGACAUUUCCAAGCGCGACCACUUGGCGGGCAACCCGAUGUCGAUGAGUGGCUUUGCCAAGGCGAUCAACUACAUUGCCGUCGAGCUCGGCCUUCUCGGCAACUAUGCGCCGCAGCGCCUCGCGAGUCUCUUUGACGAGAUUGCCGCGGAGCAUGCGCGCGAGCCGUUUAAGUGCCUCGUCGGCCACGAAUUCAAGGGCGCAAAUGGCCUUGUUGCCUCGUACAAGCUUAUGGAGAGCGGCAAGCACAUUGGCAAGGUCGUCACCGACCUUUCCGAGGAAGUGCUGCCCGGCGCCAAGACAGUGCUGUGGAAUGGGUACAAGGUGUACGAUCCCCGCAAGUCGUACGUGCUAAUCGGUGGCUGUGGUGGUCUUGGGCCGCGUCUUGCGCAGUUCCUCAUGUACCUCGGCGCUCGCAACAUUGUCUUGACGGGCCGCCGCGGCCUCAUCUCGCGUUCGGACCGUCUUGCGCUCGAGCGUCUCGUGCGCGAUCCCGCGUUCCCCGACGUGACCAUCAAGGUGAUGGCCGCCGACGCGCUCAACCCCCAAGCGAUGCGCGAUGUGUUUGACACGGCCGAGACGCUUGCGCCCAUUGGCGGCGUGUUCCUCAUGUCGGUUGUUUUGCGCGACGACCAGUUCCUGAACAUGGACAAGGAAAAGUUUGACACAGUGAUGCAGAGCAAGAUUGGCGCGCUCAACGUCGUCCAGAGCCAGCUCGACAUUACCAAGCUCGACUUCUUCUUCCUCUUCUCUUCCACCGCUGCUCUCUUCUUCAACCCCGGUCAGGCGAACUACAACGCUGCCCAGACCUACUUUAACCGCUUUGCGCAAGAGCGACACAACGUGAUUUCCUACGCCGUCCCGGCCAUCUCGGACAUUGGUGUUUAUGCGCAGAUGCGCUCCAAGAACACCAACAAUGCCGCGCUCAAGGUCAUGGACGCGCUUGCGUGCAACUCGCGUGAGCUCUGCACGUCCAUUGCGCAGUCCAUCGGGCGUCUUAUCAUGGGCGGCGACAACCACGCGGGCUACUUUAUCCAGCCCAUGGACUGGAAGGUGAUGUACGAAAUCUCCCCGGCCAACAUCUGGUCCAUCUCGCACCUUGUCGAGCACCUCGACGAUGCCGAGGGCGAUGUGGGCGACGACGAGACCGCUGCCGAUCCCGUCGGUGUGCUCCUCGGCAAGCUCCUCAACGUCGACAUCGACACGGUCGACGACACCAUGUUUUUGUCCACACUCGGCCUCGACUCGCUCUCUGCCUCCAAGCUCAGCGCGAUUCUCAUGUCCGAGUUUGGCGUGACCGUGACGCAGCUGCAACUUCUCGGCCCCGUCUCUGUCGCCGCCCUUCGCCAGAUUGUCGAGGACGCGCGCGAUGAGAGCGACGCGCCGGCCAAGGCCGACGCGCCCGCGAACAAGGGGCGCCCCGCGCCUGUGGCUCACAAGGUUGAAACGGAGCCCAUUGUUGCGUUUAACUACGCCGCGGAGGUCGACAAGCUCGACGAUCUUCCGCGCUCUGUCGACGGCCUCGUGCCGUUUACCUCGUCGACCCUUGCGCCGCAGUCGAAGCAGACGGUGUUUGUCACUGGCGCCACGGGCUUCCUCGGCAGCAGUGCGCUGGAGGGUGUGCUGAACGCGCUUCCCAACGCGCGUGUCAUUGCCUUGGUGCGUCACUCUGCCCCUGGCGGCAUGGACCGCAUCAGGGACGUGGCGGCCAAGCGCGAGCUUUCCACGCUGCAGCAUCUCGACCGGGUUAGUGCUGUCGUCGGCGACGUGACCAAGCCGCGCCUCGGCCUCGCCGUCGCGGACUGGGACGCGCUUGCGCGCAGUGUGGACCUGAUUGUCCACGCGAGCGGCCGCGCGGACCACUUGAUCGGCUACCAGGGCAUUGCCGACAUCAACGUCUUGUCUACCCGCGAAGUGCUGCGCCUUGCCGCGGACCAAAAGGUCAAGGCCGUCGCAAACAUCGGCUCCACCAACAUGUGGCUCACCUUUACCAACAAGCCGCGCGAGGACGAGCUUGUGCGCGAGGACCUCGACAUCCGCACGCUCAGCAACUCACUCUGGAACGGCUACUCGCAGUCCAAGUGGGUCUCGGAGAUGCUCUGUCGCCGCAUGCACGAGCGCGGCGUGCCUGCCAUCACCAUCCGUCCGGGUGUGCUUGGUGGCAGCGCCACCUCGCGCUACAUCCCCAACCCCGACAGCUUCCUCUACCGCAUGCUUUCUGGCUUUGUGCAGAUGGGCAUGGCGCCCAAAACGCACAGCCGGUUUACCGAAACCUCGUCGGACUGGUUUGCCGAGAUUUUCGGCAAACUUGUCGCGACGCCGCGUACAUGGGACAGUGGACACGACGUUUUCCACAUCCGCAACGAGAAAACGCUGGAGAGCUCCGACUUCCCGCGUCCCAAGGACACACACCCGCUCAAGGAGGUGCCGUACGAAGAGUGGGUCGAUGCAUUCCAGCGCGAAGCCGCGAAGCCCGAGUCCACCAACCCCCUUGUUCCCUUGUCGGCCUUUGUUGUCAAGGGCGAACUUGCGCAGCUGCCGCGGUUUGACCACAGCAACACCAAGGAGGUGCUCGGGGACCAGUGGACGGAAGCUCCGCCGUACCGAUUCGAAAUGUAA
Messenger RNA from Malassezia vespertilionis, 8163 nucleotides. Its product is annotated as Type I Iterative PKS. The coding region runs from base 1 to 8163 and encodes 2720 amino acids. The transcript has a single exon. The record is from RefSeq and is a predicted model, not a curated record. Gene Ontology annotation, molecular function: fatty acid synthase activity; 3-oxoacyl-[acyl-carrier-protein] synthase activity; oxidoreductase activity. Gene Ontology annotation, biological process: fatty acid biosynthetic process. NCBI's taxonomy places the organism in Eukaryota, Fungi, Basidiomycota, Malasseziomycetes, Malasseziales, Malasseziaceae.